AUUGGGAUUGGAAUUGGUGGGUUACGUAUUAUUUUACAUAUCAUUCGACACAGGUCUGUACAUUUGAUUGCAUCAGCAGCUGGGCAUGGCGUUUUUUCUUUGUUCUUUGACUUUUUCUUUCAUAUGACGACAUGGGAGGACACACCUUUUAUUGUUCUCUUGAUCUCCGGCAUAUUCUGCCAUGUUUUUUCUUCUUGUUUAUUGUUUACUACCACCACACCCCUAACAAAUGGGUUGUCGCAUCAUCUCCUGAGCGAAGUAGAGUUGUCUCAUUACUUGUCAUCUUUCCUUUUCAUACAAAGCACAGAGCGAAUUACGAUUCGCGGCGGCACGUUGUCUCCUAUUUAGUUUUCAAUCUGUUGCAGGAACCGAGGGCUUCUAUGCAAGGUGGACAGGGACAGAUAUACGCUUUUGCAUACCUUGAUCAAAUUCAGGAGGAAGGGGAAAAAGACCCCCAGCAGGAUAAUAGUCAUCCACAUACAGAGUCUUGACAUUGAUAUGAUUAGAUAGAUAGUAGGGGUAGUUCCCGAGAAAAAAAUAUGAAGAA
This is a messenger RNA of Aaosphaeria arxii CBS 175.79, 547 nucleotides long. RefSeq lists its product as uncharacterized. NCBI's taxonomy places the organism in Eukaryota, Fungi, Ascomycota, Dothideomycetes, Pleosporales. The record is from RefSeq and is a predicted model, not a curated record. The transcript has a single exon. Bases 132 to 491 code for a protein of 119 amino acids.